AACGAGAUAGCGUAAAUUUAGUAAGGCAACAGGGAUGGAAAUUGGCAACAAAAAAAAAAUUAUUAUUCCAAAACAGAAAUCAUAUCAUUUGAUACCAGAAACCAUUCAACUCCAACUGACCAUCAUCCAAUCCCUGAAUUGUUAUUUAUAACAGUUGUUGUUUGUUUGUUUGUUUGUAUUUAUUCAUUUCAUUUUUGGUGUUCAACCAUAUCACAUUCUUUUUGUUUCUUCAUUAGAUUGUGUAGUCAGCUACUGCUAUACAAUAUUAAACUACCCAGUCAGAUUGAUUAGAUUAGAUUGAAAAAUUAUAUCAUCAUCAUCAUCAUGAAUACUACUAGUUCCUUCACAUUGGAUCAAAUCCAAUUUGAUUUGCCCACCAUCAUUAAUACCACCAAAUCAAUCUAUCAAAAUAUAAGUUGGUUACAAGUUAUAAUCAGUUUAGUGGUGAUUAUUUUAACUUAUGAUCAACUUAUGUAUCAGAUUAGAAAAGGUUCCAUUGCUGGUCCUGCUUUCAAAGUAUGGCCCAUCAUUGGUCCAUUUUUAGAAUCCCUUGAUCCAAAAUUCGAAGAAUAUAAAUCAAAAUGGGAUAGUGGUGAUUUAUCUUGUGUAUCAAUUUUUCAUAAAUUUGUCGUUAUUGCUUCAUCUCGUGAUUUAGCUAGAAAAAUUUUAGGUUCACCAAAAUAUGUUAAACCUUGUGUGGUUGAUGUUGCUAUUAAAAUCCUUAGACCAACAAAUUGGGUAUUUUUAGAUGGUAAAGCUCAUACUGAUUAUAGAAGAGGUUUAAAUGGUUUAUUCAGUCAAAAAGCUUUGGAAAUUUAUAUCCCAGUUCAAGAAAAAUAUAUGGAUAUUUAUUUAAAAAAAUUUGUUAAUUAUGAUUCUCCAAGACAAUUUUUCCCUGAAUUUAGAGAAUUAUUAUGUGCUUUAAGUUUAAGAACAUUUUGUGGUGAUUAUAUUACUGAAGAACAAAUUAGUCUUAUUGCUGAUAAUUAUUAUAGAAUUACAGCUGCUUUAGAAUUAGUUAAUUUCCCCAUUAUUCUUCCUUAUACAAAAACUUGGUAUGGUAAAAAAAUUGCUGAUGAAACUAUGAAAAUCUUUGAAGAUUGUGCUGCUAUGUCUAAAGUUGAAAUUAAUGAUAAAGAUUCAAAACCAGCUUGUGUUAUGGAUGAAUGGAUUUACCUUAUGAAACAAGCUAGAGAAGGUCAUGAUGAAACUAAUCCUGAUUCAAAAUUAUUAGUUCGUGAAUUUACUAAUCGUGAAAUUAGUGAAGCUAUCUUUACAUUUUUAUUUGCUAGUCAAGAUGCUUCAUCAUCUUUAGCUUGUUGGUUAUUUCAAAUUGUAAGUGAUCGUCCUGAUGUGGUUAAGAAAAUCAGAGAAGAACAAUUAAGAGUUAGAAAUAAUGAUCCAUCUGUUCCAUUAGAUUUAAAUUUAAUUAAUGAAAUGACUUAUACUAAUAAUGUUGUCAAAGAAUCUCUUAGAUAUAGACCUCCAGUCCUUAUGGUUCCUUAUGUGGUUAAACAAAGUUUCCCAGUUACUGAUACUUAUACUGCUCCAAAAGGAUCCAUGAUAAUUCCAACUUUAUAUCCUGCAUUACAUGAUCCAGAAGUUUAUCCUCAACCUGAUGAAUUUAUUCCUGAAAGAUGGGAAAAUGCUACUGGAGAUAUGUAUAAACGUAAUUGGUUAGUGUUUGGUACUGGUCCUCAUGUAUGUUUAGGUAAGAACUAUGUGUUGAUGUUGUUUACUGGUAUGUUGGGUAAAUUCGUUAUGAAUGCUGAUUUAAUUCAUCAUAAAACUGAUUUAUCAGAAGAAAUUAAAGUAUUUGCAACUAUUUUCCCUAAAGAUGAUUUAAUCUUAGAAUGGAAAUCAAGAGAUCCAACUGUUUUAUAAGUAAGAAGUAGAAGAAGAAGAAAGUAAACGAAUUCGUAAGGAGAAAUUCAAAAAAAGUUUUUAUUUCAAUUCAAAGUUAAUUCAUAAUCAUGCAUAAACAUUUAAUUCCAUUUAGUUUCCUUUUUUUUUAAUAUUCAUUGUUUAAUAAUAUGCCUCUAUUUCCUAUGUCUCUCUCUCAUCUCAUCCUUUUUUAAGUUUAUAUAUAGAAUUCUUAAUAUAAU
Scheffersomyces coipomensis is the source of this 2105-nucleotide messenger RNA. It is a transcript of the gene ERG5, whose product is annotated as C-22 sterol desaturase. The record is from RefSeq and is a predicted model, not a curated record. Bases 325 to 1884 code for a protein of 519 amino acids. Lineage: Eukaryota; Fungi; Ascomycota; Pichiomycetes; Serinales; Debaryomycetaceae. Gene Ontology annotation, biological process: sterol metabolic process. Gene Ontology annotation, molecular function: iron ion binding; heme binding; oxidoreductase activity, acting on paired donors, with incorporation or reduction of molecular oxygen. The transcript has a single exon.